Molecule: messenger RNA, 2141 nt
Organism: Panicum virgatum (switchgrass)
Lineage: Eukaryota; Viridiplantae; Streptophyta; Magnoliopsida; Poales; Poaceae
Product: serine/threonine-protein kinase-like protein At5g23170
Exons: 1
Coding region: 781-1965 (394 amino acids)
Biological process (GO): protein phosphorylation
Cellular component (GO): plasma membrane
Molecular function (GO): ATP binding; protein kinase activity
Source: RefSeq, a predicted model, not a curated record
UAAGUCCAUGUCCCCAACCAGUCCACGGUCCACACCUGCACACAUUCCCUUCUGACAUAUAAACAUUCUCUGCUGCGGAUUUGUUCGCUUGCUGCGAGGCUCUUCCGGUGGCUGGCACUUAGCACAACCACUCCAACGAUCUCACACAUCUCUGGUCCAAGAAUUCCCAUGCAGCAUCUGUCAAAUAAACAAUAGAGAGAGAGAGAGACGACAACAGAGCAACAAGAAAAGAGAGGGGAAGAGAGAGAAGACAACAGAGAAAAAAGAAAAGAGAGGCGGGAAACAACAAGAGGAGAGAGGGAGAGGGAGAAGAAAGUAACAAGAGGAGGGAAACAGCAAGUAAGCCAUUUUAGCUCUCAUCCCUUUGGUUGGUCAGUUUAGGUUUUGUUCUCUCUCUAAUUUCUGCUGGGGCCUUUUCCUUGAGAAGACAAAAUUAAAAUUUGCUCUUUAGGGGACCAAGCAACAGCAGCACCAUCAUCACUUCUCUCUCUAGAUUACUGCAAUCCUUUCUCUCUCUCAAAAAACCGCAAUGAUCGACUUUACCACACCCUCCUCUUCCUUUGAUGAUCCCUGCUGCCGCCUUUACCUUUCUUCUUUGCCUCCCCUUUUCCCUUUAUUCCCUGCCUAGCUGCUUUGCUUGCUGCUAACAAAUGCUUUCCAUUGCCGCUAGCUAGCUCUCCAACCCCUAGCCCCCUACUACUGCAUCUCUCCUUCAGGUUCAGCCAUAGCAGCACUACGUGCAGGCGCGGCAGCGAGGGAGCAGGUACUGGAAGGAACGCCAUGAAGGAGUUCUCGUACGAGGAGGUGGAGGCGGCCACGGGCGGAUUCGCGGCCAAGAACCUCGUGGGGAAGGGCAGCCACGGCAGCGUCUACAAGGCCAGGCUGCGGGGAGACGGCAGCAGGACGGCCGUCGUCGCCGUUAAGCGGCCGUCCCACGCGCAGGGGGAGGCGAAGCUCGCAAACGAGAUCGCCGUGCUCUCCGCAGCGCCGCGCCACCCGGGCGUCGUCGCCUUCGUCGGGGUCGUGGUCCGGCCGGCGCCGGCGGCCGUGGAUGAGGGGGUGAAGAGGGCGGCGGCGGCGCCUCCGCCGCCGCUGCUCGUCAUGGAGUACGUGCCCAACGGGUCGCUGCACGACCUGCUGCACCGGGCGCCGAGGCCGCCGCCGUGGCCGCGGCGCGUGGAGAUCGCGCUGGACGUGGCGCGCGCCGUGCAGGCGCUGCACGCCGCGGCGCCGCGCGUCAUCAUCCACCGGGACGUCAAGUCCGCCAACGUCCUGCUCGGCCGCGACGGCCGCGCCCGGCUCUCGGACUUCAGCCUCGCCGUUAGGGUCGCCGUUACCGCUCUCAGUAAGGAGGGCGGCGACGCCGGCGACGACGAAGGCUCGGCGGGGCCGGCGCCGGCGGGCACGAUCGGGUACCUGGACCCGUGCUACACGGAGCCGGAGCGGCUGGGCCCGGAGAGCGACGUGUUCAGCUUCGGCGUGGUGCUCCUGGAGCUCGUGAGCGGGCGCAAGGUGAUGGACGUGAACGCGUGCCCGUCGUCCAUCGUCGCCUGGGCCGCGCCGCUGAUCGCCGCGGGGCGGGCGCGGGAGGUGCUCGACGCCAGGGUGGCCGCGCCGCCCACCGCGCGGGUCGAGGGCGCCGUCGCCCGCGUCCUGGCCCUGGCGGCGCGGUGCGUGUCGGAGAGCGUGGAGCGGCGGCCGGCCAUGGCCGAGGUGGUGUCCGAGCUGCACGGCGCCCUCGAGAGCGCCGGGUGGCACCGCCGCCGCCGGGGCGGCGUGGUCCAGCGGGCGUGCAGGCGCGUCGCGUCCUGGGGGCAGCGCGUGAGGUGGAGCAAGAGGGUGAGGGCGACCAAGGUCGAGUGCACCGAGCACUCCGACAGCGGCGUCGCGCUCGAUCGCGAGGGCUCGCCGUGCGCUCUGCCAUCGCAUCCAAACAACGACACGAGCGGCGGCGCGCUCAAAUGAGCCGCUGGUCCCUCGAAAACCAAACCAAAUUUCGGUUUCAAUUCGAGACGAAUUCAAUCUCGUUGUCAUUACUUAGGUGCUAAAUCAUCGAUGUUUUACUGUUAUCAUCAAAAGACUUACUGUCUGUCAGAGCAGUUACGAGAUUAAUCUAACGACUCAUCGUUCAGCUUGUGCAA